AUGGGCCCUCCCUUCGCCGAUCUGGAACCGCCGCCUCCUGGUCCCCCAAGCCGACAGAUAAUGUACAUCGCGGAUGAGGACCAAACGAUACGCUUCGUUGGGUGCGAGAUCGUUUGGUGGCGCCAACUUCUGUGGCGCAUAUGUAUCAUACUCUCCUUUGGCAUACUCGCCCUGCUCGGUCACUGGAUCCCUCGAAUAUGGCUGCGAUGGGUGACUAGGGAGAAGGCGUUCAAGGAGCUUGGUGAAGGACUCAUUAUCAUUGAGUCUGCUUUCAGCGAUGUUACGUUGUACCCUGUUCGCAUCGUUGACUACCCCUUCCAUGUCACCACCGUCUUCCCUACCGUUCCUGCCAUCGACCAGUCCAACGAGAUGACGAAUGGCUGGCACGAUAACUCGAGCCCUUCCUAUGACGAAGACACCCAGAUGCUCAAGCAGCUCAUGGUUGUGGACUACCGCUACUCUCGCUUCGCCCUGGAUCCGAGAACCGGGUUGUUCAGUAUGGUCCGCGAAUGGCGAGACCCAUCGUGGUCGAGCGUUAAGGCCGUAGAGCCAGGCCUCGAGGAACCUACCCGCAAACAGCGCAACAUCGUUUUCGGCAAUAACGACAUCGAGAUUGAGGGAAAAUCCACCAUCGGGUUGCUGGUCGACGAGGUUAUACACCCGUUCUACGUCUUUCAGAUCGCGAGUGUUAUCCUGUGGUCGCUGGAUGAUUACUACUACUACGCGUUCUGCAUUGCGUUGAUCUCGGUGGCGAGCGUGACGAGCACGCUGAUUGAGACGAAGAAGACCAUCGCGAGGAUGCGGGAGAUGUCGCAGUUUUCAUGCCAACUGGAUGUCCUUGUUGACGGUGUUUGGAUGGAGCGCGACUCGACAGAGCUGGUGCCAGGCGAUAUCAUCAACCUCUCCAGGUCGCAUAUCACGAUGUUCCCUGCCGACAUGUUCCUGCUCUCUGGUGACGCCAUUGUCAACGAGAGCAUGCUUACUGGCGAGAGCGUACCUGUCAGCAAGAUUCCGGCCAAGGACGACGAUCUCGUGCAAUGGCGGGAGCAAAAGGAGGAGAGCGGGAAGUCCUUCCUCUAUGCGGGCACUCGCAUCAUUCGGAUUCGCAGCGUGAUGACUGCGGACAGUACUCCUGGGCGCCCGGCGUUGGCGAUGGUUGUCCGUACAGGCUUCAACACCACGAAGGGCGCCCUUGUGCGGUCUAUGUUAUACCCGAAGCCAAUUGGCUUUAAGUUCUAUCGCGACUCUGUCCGCUUCAUCUGCGUGCUGGCAGGUAUUGCUGGAUUGGGCUUCGCUGUGAGCGCGGUGAAGUUCGUCGAGAUGGGGCUCAAAUGGCACACCAUCGUCGUUCGUGCUCUGGACCUGAUCACCGUUGUUGUCCCGCCUGCCCUCCCCGCUACCCUCUCUAUCGGCACCAGCUUCGCCAUCGGCCGCCUCCGCAAGCUCGGCAUCUUCUGCAUUUCGCCCACGCGCGUCAACGUCGGCGGCAAGAUCAACGUCUGCUGCUUCGACAAGACCGGCACGCUCACCGAGGACGGGCUCGACAUCCUCGGCGUGCGCGGGCAGGAGCGUGGCAUCAACCGGUUCGGCGAGCUCAUCGAGGACCCGGUCGAUAUUCCGAUUCCACUGGGCAAGGAGAAGUGCUCGUUCCUGCAUGCGCUGGCGACGUGCCACUCUUUGAAGGUCAUCGAUGGAGAGGUUAUUGGGGACCCGUUAGAUGCGAAGAUGUUCGAGUUUACGCGGUGGACGUUGGAUGAGGGGCGUGCGGCGGGGGUGGGGGCGAUUAAGGACAAGUCGGGCCAGAUUGUGGAGCAGGCAUCGCUGGUGCAGGUCGUCGUCCGUCCGCCGGGUAGUGAAAGCUUCAAGCUUGAGGAUGCCUUGAAGGGCGGUGCUAAGCGCGCCCACUUUUUGGAACUCGGCGUGAUCAGGACCUUCGAGUUCGUCUCGCAACUGCGCAGGAUGAGUGUUGUGGUCAAGCGCCUGCGUAGUAGCAGCAUGGAGAUCUACGUGAAGGGUGCGCCGGAAGUCAUGGGUGACAUCUGCGAGAAGGAUUCCUUCCCGACCGACUACGACGAUCUUCUCUCGUACUACACCAAGCGCGGCUACCGUGUCAUUGCGAUUGCAGGCAAAAGCAUUGAAGGUCUGACUUGGCUCAAGGCCCAGCGCAUGAAGCGCGAGCAAGCCGAGUCCGGCCUCCGCUUCCUCGGCCUGGUCAUUUUCGAGAACAAGCUCAAGCCCGGCACGACGCCAGCCAUCCAGGCCCUUCGCAGCGCCCACUUUGCCUGCCGCAUGAUCACCGGCGACAACCCGCUCACUGCAGUCAGCGUUGCCCGCGAAUGCAGUCUCAUUAGCCAGACCUCGCAGGUCUUCGCCCCGCAGUUCGUGCGCGGUGGCCCGAAUGUGCCCUCCGCCAGGCUGGAAUGGUCGUCCAUGGAUGAUAUGUCGUGGAAGCUGGAUAGCUACAGCUUGAAGCCUCUCCCUCCUCUUCCCCAUCAUGCUGUGGACCCGGACGCGGGUGCGCAAGACUUCGCGCUGGUGGUGACCGGCGAUGUGUUCCGGUGGAUGAUCACGUAUGCGCCCCUGGAAACGCUGCAACGAAUGCUGGUAAAGGCGCAGAUCUUUGCGCGCAUGUCACCGGAUGAGAAGAACGAGGUCGUCGAACGUCUGCAGGGACUUGGGUACUCUGUACUCAUGUGCGGCGAUGGCGCGAACGACUGUGCGGCGCUGAAGGCAGCGGACGUGGGUAUCUCCUUGUCGGAGGCGGAGGCCAGUGUGGCGGCGCCGUUCACGGCGAGCACGCCGGAUAUUGGCUGUGUUAUCGAGGUGAUCAAGGAAGGGAGGGCAGCUUUGGUGACGAGCUUCAGUUGCUUCAAGUAUAUGGCAUUGUAUUCGCUUAUCCAGUUUACAUCGGUUACGCUGCUGUACUCCUUUGCAUCAUCUUUGGGAGACUUCCAGUUCCUGUAUAUCGACUUAUUCAUCAUCAUUCCUGUGGCCAUAGCAAUGGCGCGUACACUGCCCUAUCCCCGCCUUCAUCCGACUAGGCCAACCGCGAGCUUGGUAUCCAAAAAGGUGCUCUCCAGCAUCAUCGGACAAAUCAUCAUCACCGGCGCCGUGCAAGUUUGGGCUUUCCUGUGGGUCAGAGACCAAGACUGGUAUACUGCGCCUCACUCAGGCCCCAAGGAACACGGAAAUAACCUGCAAUCGCGGAACUACGAGAACUCCGUCCUCUUCUUGUCAUCCGCCUUCCAAUACAUCCUCAUUGCAGCGGUCUUCAGCAUUGGUCCGCCGUAUCGGAAGUCCAUGUACACGAACGCAUGGCUCAUGGCCGCAUUGCUAUUGUUGACAGCGUUCAACGUAGUGGUGUUGUUGGUGCCGCCCCAGCCAGUGGCCGGCCUGCUCGACUUGAUGCCGUUACCAAUGUCGGGGCGAUGGACGCUCCUGGUCGCAGCACUAAUCAAUGUGGUAGCCUGCGUGGUUUACGAGAGCUGGGGUGCGCAACUAGUCGCCCAGGCGGUGGGUCAAGUGAUGUCUGCUGUGCGAGGGUCUCGGGGGAGGACGCGGGUGAGGGAGGGGAAGACGUACAAGGCUGUCGAGGGGUCCAUAUAA
This is a messenger RNA of Schizophyllum commune H4-8, 3606 nucleotides long. RefSeq lists its product as uncharacterized. Gene Ontology annotation, cellular component: membrane. The transcript is spliced from 15 exons. NCBI's taxonomy places the organism in Eukaryota, Fungi, Basidiomycota, Agaricomycetes, Agaricales, Schizophyllaceae. Bases 1 to 3606 code for a protein of 1201 amino acids. The record is from RefSeq and is a predicted model, not a curated record. Gene Ontology annotation, molecular function: ATPase-coupled monoatomic cation transmembrane transporter activity; ATP hydrolysis activity; P-type ion transporter activity. Gene Ontology annotation, biological process: intracellular calcium ion homeostasis.